AUGGGAAUAGGCGGGAGAGUGUUGGUGGUGCUGGCGGGGUUUCGACUGGCGACCCCGGGUUCGUGCAAGCGACACAGUGAGGCAUUCGGAUACGCGACGCAGGUGCGACGCCGCCGGGGCGUACGCAGCCUCAGUGUCGGACCACGGCUCUGGGCCUGCUCCCACGCCUCGCAAACGGCGCCGCCGCCGAAUUUGCCCAGCCGUCGACGGCAGCGGUUCUCAUCAUCGUCGUCAGCAGCAAGGAGCACUACGAUGCCCAUUUACGUAGAGUUGCCAGCGCGCAGCGUGUCCAACGCGACGGCGUCCUCGACGGCGGCGUCGGCGUCGUCGCCGCCAACCUCGACGUCGACGUGCAACACGACAACGACGAUCCUUCUCAACUCCUCGUCACAGAUUACCACUUCCGCCACCGGCACCCUCACCAUCUCUUCGGCCACGAUGACCGGCGACGUGAACCACGUGGCGGCCGGAACAGAUCCGAGUGACGAAGAAGACGACGAUGACGAUGACUUCCUGUCGUCACCCGAGUCAGCCUACGACGACGACGACGGGGAACUCAUGAGUUCAGCAGUUGCCAAUGACGAAGUCACUGCUCAAUUGGCCGCCGCAGGGCCAGUGGGGAUGGCUGCAGCAGCUGCGAUCGCUUCCGCCCGGAAACGGAAACGACCGCAUUACUUCGAGACCAAUCCGUCGAUUCGCAAGCGUCAGCAGACGAGGCUCAUCCGACGUCUAAAACAAACGAUCGACGAGUUCGCGACGAGAGUUGGACAACAAGCAAUUGUGCUAAUGGCGACUCCUGGGAAACCGGCCCAGAACAAUUUCCGUGUAUUCGGAGCAAAACCGCUAGAAGACGUGAUAAAGAAUUUGUCGGGUAUGAUUAUGGCGGACCUGGAGUCGGCGCUGGCGCAACACGCUCCUCCGCCGCCACUGGAAGACCCGAGUCGACACGAGUUGCCGCCACUCGUCAUCGACGGUAUCCCGACUCCCGUCGAGAAAAUGACUCAAGCGCAGCUGCGAGCCUUCAUCCCACUCAUGCUCAAAUAUAGCACUGGACGUGGGAAGCCCGGAUGGGGCAAGGAGCAAACCAGGCCACCCUGGUGGCCCAAAGAUUUACCCUGGGCCAAUGUGAGAAUGGAUGCUCGCACUGAAGACCAGAAACAGAAGGUGUCGUGGACCCACGCCUUGCGACAGAUCGUCAUCAACUGCUACAAGUUCCACGGGCGGGAAGACCUGUUGCCGGCGUUCAGCGAGGAGGACGCGGCGGCAGUGGCGGCUGCUGGCGGCGACCCCGACGACAUCGACACGGCAGCUGGGGCCCGGUGUGGCGCCGACAGCGGCGUCGACGUCGUCGUCACGCCCAAGUCCGUGUCCACGGCGUCCGCGUCCACUUCCAUGCCGUCGCCGGCGAAGCAGAUUAAACUCUCGCCCAGGGGCACCGCCACUGCCGUCGUCACGUCCAGUGUGUCGGAGGAGGCGCAGUCCAUGCACUACACGCCCACGGUGGUGCAAACGAUCUCGAACCCCGACGGCACUGUCAGCAUCAUCCAGGUCGACCCCACGAACCCCAUCAUCACGUUACCCGACGGCACGACGGCCCAAGUCCAGGGACUGAUCCCGACGUCGAUGGACGGAGCCACCGUGUCGGCCCUCACAGACGGCCAGCAGUCCAACGGCGACAACGACGGCGUCUUGUCCGCUGGCACAGUGCAGCUGUCGGGGGAUCCUUCCGAGGGCCACCACAUCAUCAUCACCGGCGAAGAUGGCCAAAGUAUGAUCACUGUUCCAGUGCCUGUAUCGAUGUACCAAACCGUGAUGGCUCAAGUGGGGCAAGUGAAUGGGCACCAACAGCUUCAGGUGGUGACACCCAUCGUGGCGACGCUGCCCAAAGUGGAGCCCCUGGAGAUGUCGAGCAGUGGCCAGAUGACCGUGAAGCGAGAGAACCUACUCGACAGCGACGGCGGGCUCCACCACCAGCACCACCAGAUCCACGUGGUAUGCUCGUCGACGGGCGACAGCUCCAGCGACGACCCGCACCAGCGCCACCAGCACCACCACCACCACCAUCACCAGCAGAUCGUGGUGCUAGCGGCUGCCGACGACGACGGACCCGACGUCAGGUACCAAGAAGAGGAGGAAGACGACGAUGGUGGCAACGAAGCUGCUGGUGUCGUGGUCACCAGUGGUACCCAAGUAUUGCAGAUUAUGCCGGCUGAUCCAGGCGAGCGAUUAGAAGAAGAAGAAUCAGAGGCGAUGGAGGCAGAAGCGAUGAACACCAUGUCGACAGCGACGACCAGUGCGUCGUCGACAUCGACAUCGUCCAACGAGUCGACGACGAUUCGACACGCAUUACGACGUCGUCGACAGCAACCCCACGACCCCGUCGUCGUCGUGUCAACUGCCACUUCCAUGUCUUGAACUUAAUCCCCAUUUUUAAAUUAUUAUUGCAAUGAAAAAAAAGAAGAAGGAACCCAGUUCCAAUCACGACUAGUCGAGAAACAUUCUUCUCUCUCCCUGUGGAAAAAGAAAUUGAGACAAUUUCCUUCUUUUUUCGACGACGAAGAAAAAAAAUUUCUGACAAAAAGAAAUGGAAGGAAAGGUUGAAUUAUUUUGCUGUCGAGAAGUUGUUUUCCGAGACGCAAACCCUACCUGCAAAAAAAUUGGCGAGAAACCGCCUCGUUGUUGUCGUGCAAUUUUACGAAACGAAAUGGACGAAAAAUAGGGAAAAGAAACCGAUCUCAUUGUUGGGACGAAAGUCCUUAUUGCUGCUGAUGCUGAAAAGCAAGCAAAACACGCAGUAUCUUUUUUUUUUUUUUUUGUGUGUUAGGUAUAUAGAGGAGCUGAAAACUGAAGCCGGUUUUAUUGCUGUUUUGUUGUGCGAAAGAAAAAAGUGGGGCAAAUUGUUGCUAGUCAAGUGUUUUUUUCAUGCCAGGAUAAGCGCGAAGAAACGUUGUGCGUACGUGUACUGGAUUUGAUGUGACAAUGGUGGCCUAUUUGUCAUGAAUAACCUAGUCUGAAGGAGAGCUUUUGCGAAUACCCUGCGGGCAUUUUCGUCUGAUCCUCUUGGAUAAUGAUAAAAACAAUCAAAAUCUUUAGUUGAAUUCUUGGUGUCAAAUAAUAAGCUGCCGAAUCCGAACGUGUUUGAUUUUCGAACUCCCACAUUUUGGAAAAAACUUCAUCUGCGAAAAUUCGUUGUAUUUACGUUUCUCUUGUUUGAAGAAGGAACAUGAUGCUUUUUAAUUUGAAGGUUAUUUUGAAAUAAUGCAGGGGAUGAAAUAUUACGAAAGGUUUCUGCUGAUGGAAAUUCAUGCGGUUGAAAACUAACCUACCAGAUUAUCGGUAAAAAAAAUUUUACAAGACAUGGUGUCAGCUUUGAAAAGUGGACGAACCAUUCAAAUUGUACCUUUUUUAAAUCUGAGAAUGAUUUAAAAUUCAGUUUAAGAAAAAUAUAGUCUCAGAAAAGCUGGAUACCUCAUAAAAAAACAUGUUAAAAAAUCAAAAUGCGAAAUUUUCAUCAAGAAUCCGUUUGCCACAACCUAACGAUUUUGCAGUCAUUCAUAAAUAUAUUUCAUCAACAAAAUAUGAGAGCUUGAAAGUACAAUAUUCUAAAACAUUUAGAACCUGAAUUUUUCUUGUUCGUUGAAAAACACCCGAUGGCCAUAUUCCAUUUUUCUAAUUUACCUGAGUUUAUUCUAAGCAUUUGAAAAAUUCACAUACAAGUUUUAUGAAAGCAAAGACAAUAAUAAGCCUGAAAUUGUGAUUGAAAUUACGUGUAGUUUUAUUUUUAUUCAACAGCCAUUGAACUGUUUGAAAAAUCCCCGCGAAUUCUUUAUCACGCUCAUGAAAAGUGAACUGAUUUUAAUUUUUUCCGUAAGUUAUGGAUUUUUCCAGGACUCGUGUUUAUUGCACCAUUGUCGAAGUUUCGGAAUUUCUUAAAAUUCGUUUCUGGGUGAAAUUGCAAAAAUAAAUCUCAGCAAAAAUGAGAAAAGAAGUGUUCUCGCCCUGGUCACUUUAGCAAUCGGAGGUUUCUGCUCCUUGACGAAAAAUCGAGAUUUUACAGCGAAUUCUGGCAAUAAUAUACGUUUGGAUCGUUUUUUUAUACGAGAACUGCUUUCAUGCGAGAAGACUGGAAAAUGUUAUGCUUUUCGGCGAGAAAAUAUUCAUAGGCAUUGUUUUCUGUUUUGUUGUUUUCUGGGUAACGAACGAGUAUAGAAAUACUGUAUGUGUUUUUUUUUUUCAAAAACUGUGUUCCGUCAUGGCAUUGGGAUUACUGCUGUGUCAUGAAAUCGGGAUUGUUUCGGGGCAUGAUGAAAUUAAAAGACGAAUAAAGUGAA
Notodromas monacha is the source of this 4331-nucleotide messenger RNA. The record is from the annotation of a GenBank genome assembly. NCBI's taxonomy places the organism in Eukaryota, Metazoa, Arthropoda, Ostracoda, Podocopida, Cyprididae.